Molecule: messenger RNA, 1658 nt
Organism: Phytophthora nicotianae INRA-310
Lineage: Eukaryota; Oomycota; Peronosporomycetes; Peronosporales; Peronosporaceae
Exons: 1
Coding region: 346-1338 (330 amino acids)
Source: RefSeq, a predicted model, not a curated record
CAAAACCUUCUUGUUGCAACAUCAAGCUCAUCUGGUGCACCCAUUUGUUCCUUCGUGGGCAAAGGUUUUUCCACACGUUUGAGCCCACAACACCGCAACAGCUGUAGGCACGAUGUCGCGAUGGCAAAACACAGUUCGUUCGGCAAACAGUAAAAACCCGCCCAGGUCUUCCGCGCCCCAGCUGCCGCCAGAGUUCGCAGCCAUUGCCGUUUUAGGAUAAGACAGGCGCUCCGCCUCUUUUUCAUUCGUUUCAAGCCGUAGUUUCUCAUUUGCCGCGUUGCGCCCCUCGGUUUGUUUGCCUCCAUUUUCGCAGCGCAUAGCAACAGGAAAAAAAAAAAAAAAACCAUGAGUGUGUGCGGACCAACACUCUUGGCACUGAGCCUAGUGCUAUCGCUUUUCGGAACCAGCACAGCCCACUGGGAGGCGCUCGCCGCCAGCUCCACCGCGGAAUGUUGCAACACGUGCAUCGGCAAGACGUCGGACGCCGUCUACAGCUACGACCCCGUGGUCUUUUCCCAGUGCUCGAACGUGACCGGCGGCGUUUGCUGCUUCGACUGUGGUAGUAUGGGCGACCCGUCGUAUGGCGACACAAUCUCGUACGGAGACGACGGCGUGACGGCCGUUGUGCAGGCGGGCACGUUCAUUUCCUUCACUUGGAGUGGCGUUGAAAACGUCACGUACAUUUCCCUCAAGACCGGGCAAAAGAAGACCGUGACGCCGACAUAUUCCGACUCUGCGGCAACCGUCAAGUCGGACACUUUUCUCAUUUGUGCCAAGUCGGCCGGCACCAUUUACUUCCGCGGAUGGGGCAGUGACGCUUGUCGUGAGGCGUCUCAGGAAUACUCCGUCACGGUAGAGGCCAGUGACUCGACCGCCAACACAUGCAAUGCCGACGAUGUGGUGGUGCCCACGGCGUCCCCUACCGGCUCGGGUUCCGUCGCGAAUGACGACACUGUGGACAGUUGCAACGCCCAGCGAGCGAGUGUGCAGGUUGUCGAUGGCACGCGGACUUGUGUCUGUGUUUCAGAUUGGGCCAAUCCGCCCGAGUGUGACCAGUGGCCCGUGUGGAAAUGGCUUGUCACCAUCGGUGGUGGCGUUGCCGCCUUGUUUUCCAUUAUCAUUUCCGUUCGUGCGUUCCUGGCUAGUCGCAAGAAGAAACGUGAGGAGGAGUAUCGUGAGAAUCUGGCGCCGGGUGCCAAGAGCGACGUCGAGACGCUGCAGGUGACGCCAGACCACGGGUAUAAUGGCAACACUCAGGCCCCGUACAAAUACAACCCGGAGGUGGACCGCAACCCCGGAGGCGCACGGAAGGCCGACGACCGCGAGUUCACGUUGUGAGAAAUUCGUAGAAAAUAACGUUAGAGCGAUGCCUCGAGCGAAACUAGUUAGCUUCCCUUCUCACCGUGGAUGUGGCUCCUGCGUUGGCUGGCAUUUGGUGUGAUGGCGAUGAGGUGGAAAGGAUUCUGCCGCGUAGUGGUCGUGACAAGACAGCAGAGAGUCAGCCGAGGUGAUCGUAUGUGCAAUAUACCCCCGUUCCUUUUUGACACUGCCGAGCAUUUUGUUGCGAUUGACAAAUGUGACGACGCAAAUUGAAACAAUUGACAAUGGAAAUGUCUCGAAUAGUGUCGUCAAACAGCGAAGUUCAGUAGACUGUCACA